Cyprinodon tularosa is the source of this 9673-nucleotide messenger RNA. RefSeq names its product Down syndrome cell adhesion molecule-like protein 1 homolog. The record is from RefSeq and is a predicted model, not a curated record. NCBI's taxonomy places the organism in Eukaryota, Metazoa, Chordata, Actinopteri, Cyprinodontiformes, Cyprinodontidae. Gene Ontology annotation, cellular component: axon; plasma membrane. Gene Ontology annotation, biological process: dendrite self-avoidance; homophilic cell-cell adhesion; axon guidance. Gene Ontology annotation, molecular function: cell-cell adhesion mediator activity.
AGGAGAGGAGGGGACAUGGGCGGGGCUGAGGCGCUUCUCGUUUCCCCUCCACGCUUAGCGGGGCAGCAGGGCUGGAAACACCUCCCGGGAGCUCUCCAGCACGGAGAGCCGCCUGGCCAAAGGAACGCGCCUCACACUAACCAGGAUUACCAACAAUUCCUGAAAAAUAUACCUGCUCUUUAUGGCAUGUGGCUUGUAACUUUACUCCUGUUGUACUCUCUCCAAGAAGUACACAGUGAGGAUGCUAGCUCUACCAGGCUCUACUUUGUAAACGCCUCCCUGCAGAGGGUAACCUACUCCAGCUCAGUGGGGGUGUCCCUGCCCUGUCCUGCAGGGGGCACCCCCAGCGCCAUACUGCGCUGGUACCUGGCCACUGGUGACGACAUCUACGACGUGCCCCACAUUCGCCACGUGCACGCCAAUGGCACCCUCCAGCUGUACCCAUUCUCGCCCUCGGCCUACAACAGUUACAUCCACGACAACGACUACUUCUGCACCGCCGAGAACCAGGCGGGCAAGAUACGCAGCCCGAACAUCCGCAUCAAAGCUGUUUUCAGGGAACCCUACACUGUGCGGGUGGCCGACCAGCGCUCAAUGCGGGGCAACGUAGCAGUGUUCAAGUGCCUCAUCCCUGCUGCCGUGCAGGAGUACGUCAGUGUCGUGUCAUGGGAAAGAGACACCGUUUCCAUUGUUCCAGGUAACCGCUUCUCUCUGACCUCCUUUGGAGCUCUUUACAUCUCUGAUGUUCAGAAAGAAGACGCCCUCUCCACAUACCGCUGCAUCACCAAGCAUAAGUACAGCGGUGAAACACGGCAAAGCAACGGGGCCAGGCUUUCAGUAAUGGACCCUAGCGAGUCCUCGCCCACCAUCUUGGACAGUUUCCAAGCCGGGGAGGUGUACGCGGGCCAGAGCAUCGAGCUCCCCUGCAUAGCGGGCGGCUACCCAAGCCCAACCGUGCGCUGGCUGAAAGAUGGCCGAUCUCUGCCCUCGGACGCCCGCUGGACUCGGCGCUUGACCGGGCUGACCAUCAGCGACCUUAGGCAGGAGGACAGCGGCAGCUACGCCUGCGAGGUCACCAACAGUUUUGGCUCAAAGGAGGUGUCUGGACAGCUUCACGUUAUAGAUCCACUGCGAGUGACGCUCUCUCCAAAGAACAUGAAAACCGGCAUCAGCAGCACACUGUUCUUCACCUGCACCGUGGAGGGUUCUCCAGAAUACACCAUCACCUGGUUCAGGAAUACCGAACUCAUUGUUCCCGACCAGCACAUUUCCAUGCAGGGACAACACAACGACACGCUUCAGAUCGUGGCAGCACAGAAGUUUCACUCCGGAGCAUACCAGUGCUUCGCUUCCAGAAAAGGCCACACAGCUCAGGAUUUUUCCAUAAUUCUCUUAGAGGACGGUACUCCUCGUAUUGUGUCUUCCUUCAGCGAGCGGGUGGUUAACCCGGGUGAGCCUUUCUCCCUCAUGUGUGCUGCCAAAGGAGCCCCGCCGCCCUCAAUCACUUGGACUUUGGAUGAGGAGGCCGUGGUUCGAGAUUCCACGUACAAGACCAGCCAAUACACCCUGUCAGAUGGCCUGACCGUGUCUCACGUCAACGUCAGCAGUCCGCUUAUUCGACAUGGGGGAGUGUAUCGUUGCGUCGCACGCAACUCGGCCGGUAGCGCCGAGUACCAAGCGCGCAUAAACGUAAGAGGUCAGCCUCAAAUCAGACCCAUGAGAGACAUCACAGCAGUGGCAGGCAGAAACACGUAUAUAACGUGCCGCGUGAUCGGGUACCCAUACUACUCGAUCAAGUGGCUGAAAGACGGCAUGCAGCUGCCUGAUAAUCACCGUCAAGUGGUGUUUGAGAACGGCACCCUGAGGCUGACGGACGUGCAGAAGGGCGCCGACGAAGGGACAUACCUCUGUAGCGUUUUGAUCCAGCCCCAGGUGUCAAUCAACCAAACCGUCCAUGUAACGGUUAAAGUGCCGCCGCUCAUCCAGCCCUUCGACAUCCCCUCUACCUCAGUGGGGAAGCUCAUGUACAUCGCCUGCGUGGUUUCAUCCGGGGACAUGCCCAUACGCAUCACCUGGCACAAAGACGGCCAGCUCAUAGUGCCAGGCUCCGCCUCUGGCGUCGCAAUAGAAACCAAAGAGUUCAUGAGCUCCCUGCAGAUCUCCAAGGUGACACUGAAGCACAACGGGAACUACACCUGCAUCGCCAGCAACGCCGCAGCCAACGUCAGCUGGGAGAGACAGCUGAUUGUCACCGUGCCGCCCCGGUUUGUGGUUCAACCCAACAACCAGGACUGCAUUUACGGAAAAGCUGGAGUUCUGAACUGCUCAGUGGAGGGUUAUCCGCCUCCGAAAGUCAUGUGGAAACACGCCAAAGGUGUUGGAAAUCCACAGCAGUAUCACCCCGUCCCCCUCACCGGCCGCAUCCAGAUCAUGUCGAACGGCUCCCUGCUCAUCCGACACGUCCUUGAGGAUGACCGAGGCUACUACCUCUGUCAGGCCUCCAACGGCGUUGGCUCAGACAUCAGUAAAAGCAUGAUCCUGACUGUAAAGAUUCCCGCCAUGAUCACCAGCCACCCCAACACUACCAUGGCAAGAAAGGGCCAGACCAAGGAGCUGAACUGCACAGCGAGGGGCGAGCAGCCCAUUAUUAUCCGCUGGGAGAGAGGAGACACGGUCAUUGAUGCAGAGAGAAACCCCCGGUACUCCAUCACUAUCAACAAGAAGGGAGAUGAAGUCAUCUCUACCCUGAAGCUAAACCCAGCCGAGCGAGGAGAUUCAGUCUUCUUCUCCUGUCACGCCAUCAACUCCUAUGGAGAGGGCCGAGGACUCAUCCAGCUCACCGUUCAAGAACCCCCUGAUCCUCCUGAGCUGGAGGUGAGGGAAGUGAAGGACAGAAGCAUGAACCUGCGUUGGAUCCAAAGGUUUGAUGGCAACAGCAUCAUCACCAGCUAUGACAUUGAGUACAAGAACAAAUCUGACUCUUGGGAUCACAUGUACACGACCAGGAACAUUUCACCUACAAACAAUCAAGCUAAUAUCGUGGAGCUGCAUCCAGCUUGUGUUUACAGCAUCCGCAUGUAUUCUUAUAACAAAAUCGGCCGCAGCCUCCCCAGCAAAGAGCUAACUAUCAGCACAGAGGAAGCGCCACCUGAUGGGCCCCCGAUGGAUGUUGUACUGCAGCCAAUGACGUCACAGAGCAUACGAGUCACAUGGAGGGCUCCUAAAAAGGAGCUGCAGAACGGCGUGAUCCGAGGCUAUCAGAUCGGUUACAGGGAGAACGGACCAGGCAGCAACGGGCAGUACAGCAUCGUGGAGAUGAAAGCAACGGGGGACAGCGAGGUGUACACCUUGGACAACCUGAAGAAGUUUGCUCAGUACGGCGUGGUCGUCCAGGCUUUUAACAGAGCCGGAACCGGACCGUCCAGCACCGAGAUCAACGCCACCACGCUGGAAGAUGUGCCCAGCGAGCCCCCGCAGAACGUGAGAGCAAUCUCUGUGACGUCAGACGAGGCGGUGAUCACGUGGUCGGAGCCGCCACGCAUGACGCUGCACGGCGUGCUGAAAGGCUACAGGGUUGUGUUUUGGUCCCUCUUCCCGGACGGAGAAUGGGGAGAGAUGCAGAACAUCACCACCACACGGGAACAAGUGGAGCUCCGCGGGCUUGAGAAGUUCACCAACUACAGCGUUCAGGUCCUGGCCUACACGCAGGCCGGAGAUGGAGUCCGCAGCAACGUGCUGUACAUCCAGACACGCGAGGACCUUCCCGGUCCGCCAGCCGGCAUCAAGGCGGUUCCUUCCUCUCCAAGCAGCGUGGUCGUGUCUUGGUUACCGCCUCUCAAACCAAACGGCGUUAUCCGCAAAUACACCAUUUACUGCUCCAGUCCAGGAUCUGGGCAGCCGGCGCCCAGCGAGUACGAGGCCAACCCCGAGAUGCUCUUUUACCGCAUCACGCACCUCAGCCGUGGCAAGCAGUACCACAUCUGGUCUGCAGCGGUGACAACCGCUGGCCGAGGCAACAUCAGCGCAAAGGUCACCGUGGAACCUGCUGGGAAAGUUCCGGCCAAGAUCCUUUCCUUCGGGGGGACGGUGACCACACCCUGGAUGAAGGAAGUGCGUCUGCCAUGCAGCUCAGUAGGAGAGCCCGCCCCCACCAUCAAAUGGACCAAAGACAGCGAGGACUCCACCCUUCCUGUGACAGCUGACAGCCAGCGGCAGAUCCUGUCCAACGGGACGCUGGUGCUGCGGUCAGUCAAAGCAGAGGAUUCUGGGUACUACACCUGCACGGCUACCAACACCUUGGGCUUUGACACCAUCAUUGUGAACCUGGUGGUUCAAGUUCCUCCUGAUCAGCCCCGUCUGACUGUCUCCACCACCUCCACCUCCUCCAUCACCCUGGCUUGGAUUCCUGGGGACAACGGAGGAAGUUCGAUCAGAGGGUUUGUGCUGCAGUACUCUGUGGACAACACAGAGGAGUGGAGGGAUGUGUUCAUCAGCUCCAGCGAGCGUUCCUUUAGGUUGGAUAAUCUGCGCUGCGGAACGUGGUACAAAGUCAAGCUGGCGGCUAAGAACAGCGUUGGCUCGGGUCGCAUCAGUGAGAUCAUUGAGGCCAAGACACAUGGAAGAGAGCCUGUGUUUAACAAGGACCAGCCGCUGCUCACACACAUCAACUCCACACACGCAGGACUGAACCUGCAGGGCUGGACCAGCGGCGGCUGCCCCAUCACCGACCUCAUGCUGGACUUCAGGCCCAAAGGCACGUGGGCCUGGCAGAGCCUCAAGGCCAACUCCACCAAUCAGCUGUUCCUCAGUGAGCUGCGAGAGGCUACGUGGUACGAGCUCAAAAUGAAGGCCUGCAACAGCGCCGGCUGUGGAAACCAGACCUCCCAGUUUGCUACCACCGACUACGACGGCAGUACGAUCCCGCCCAUCAAAUCAGCCCGUGGGGAAGGGGACGAUGUGAAAAAACUCUUCUCCAUCGGCUCUCCUGUAAUUCUGGUCACUCUAGGCGUGGCUUUACUCUUCAUCAUCCGCAAGAAACGCAAGGAGAAGCGGCUUAAACGGCUCAGGGAUGCAAAGAGCCUGGCUGAAAUGCUCAUCAGCAAGAACAACCGCAGCAUAGACACGCCUGUGAAGGGCCCUCCCCAGGGGCCGAGGCUCCACAUCGACAUCCCGCGAGUUCAGCUGCUCAUCGAGGACAAGGAGGGAAUCAAGCAGAUAGGAGAGGACAAGGCUGCGGUGCCGGUGACGGACACAGAGUUCAGCCAGUCCGUCAACCCUCAGAACUUCUGCACCGGAGUGGCUCUGCACCACCAGGCCCUCAUCCAGAACUCAGGGCCUCUGAUCGACAUGUCUGACAUCCGUCCCGGCACCAACCCUGUGUCAAGGAAGAGCAUCAAAUCCGCCCACAGCUCCAGGAACAGAUACUCCAGCCAGUGGACGCUGAGUCGACCCAGUCAGUCCACAGCUUCGGCUCGGACUCUGACCUCAGACUGGCGGACGAUGGGAUCCCACGGCAUCACCGCCACGGAGAGCGACAGCUACAGCGCCAGCCUCUCGCAGGACACGGAUAAAGGUCGGAACAGCAUGGUGUCGACGGAGAGCGCGUCCUCCACCUACGAGGAGCUGGCCCGAGCGUACGAACACGCCAAGCUGGAGGAGCACCUGCAGCACGCCAAGUUCACCAUCACAGAAUGCUUCAUCUCGGACAGCUCGUCUGACCAGAUGACCACGGGUACCAAUGACCCGGCGGAUAGCAUGACCUCCCUCAGCACGCCGUCUGAGCCGGGCAUCUGCCGCUUCACCGCCUCACCGCCCAAACCGCAAGACUACGACCGCGGGAAAAAUGUGGCGGUGCCCAUUCCCCACCGGGCGAACAAAAGUGAAUUCUGCAAUCUACCCCUUUACAUGAAGUCGGACCCAUUCUUCCGGAAGCAAGGGGACUCCCUGCAUGACCCAUGUCCAGCUGUGCCACCGCGGGAAGCCUCGAUUCGCAGCCUGACUCAGCGGGCAUACCACACCCAGGGCCGCCACAAGACUCUGGACUCGGCCAAGCAGCAGGCGCUGACGCUGGUUCACUCCGGCCUGGGCAGCCUGGGGGCCAGCUCGGGCACCUCCACCUUGCCCCAGAGGACUCUCACCAUGCCCAGCUCCAGCAACGCGGCAACGGCCUCCACGUCCAGCACCAGCAGCAACCCGGCCGGCAGCAACAAGGUGGGCGGCUCCAGAGACUCGCUGCUGGAGAGCAGCUCCUCAGCCCUGGGGAGGCUGCAGAAACAGAGCGUGGGGGCCUAUUCCAAGUCCUACACGCUGGUGUAGUCCAUUCUGCUGCACAGACUUGCACUGCUGCCCCGUUCCUCAGCCGGCGCAACCCUGGCUCUCAUCAGUCUGGGCCAGAACAGGCUUUCUGAAAGCCGAGCCAACGGUGAGCCGCCCAGCUUCCUGUCUACUUUUCCUCCAGAGGGGGCGGAGGUGUCCCCCCCCCUCUAGACAGAAACCCAGCUAACCCUUCUCUUCAUGUUUAAAAUGGAACUCAAUACGAGAACUACUAACUCCGACUAACAGUUCCAGCCGGCUGGUGCUCAGCUCCACUCAGUUCCUGCAGGAGACACACAGCCAAUCACAGAACGGGAUUCCUGCUAACGUGACUCUAACUGAAGAGCUGAUGGUUCCCAGUUCAUGACAACAAAGACUAUAGCAGCAAUUACGAAGCUGUGCGACCAUCCACACACACACACACACACACACACACAAUGUCCUUCAUAGUUUUUUAUUUAUUUUGUAUUUUUGGUCCAUUUGCAGGACUUCAGUUCAGUCCCCGGUUUUCUCUCACUCUCUCGGUGUCUCUCCCCAACAAGAAUAGGCAGAUUUUCCCCCUUUUUGAUUAUGAUCCCCCCAAAAAUGAAGGAUUCAGGUUCACCUCCUGGAUUAGUAUUCUCCACUCAUCUCUCUGCAGCUGAACCAUGUCUCAACUCUUCAACCCCAAUGAAGCAGCUAGAAUUUCUCACCUUGCAAAUAGAGAAUAUUUGGUAUUAUAAAGAAUUUUACAUAUAUAUUUCUAUGUAGGUAUAUUAUUGACAUUUAAGGGAAAUGAUGACAAAGUAUAAACUGUAUAUGCUACACCGAAGUGAUAGUUCUAUACAGCAGUUUGUUAGUGGCAAAUUUUAAGAAAGGAGGCAAUCGCUCAAUCAUUGAAGUUAGAAGUAGAGAAAAUUUAAGAAAAGUCGGACAUAAGAGAGAAAAUGUUUAGUAUAUAUAUGUGAGAUAUUCUGUAUGUUAGUGCUUGUUUGCGGGCUAACAGAAAGCGGGUUGGGAAGAUGUGUUUGUGUGUUUCUGGGGGGGAAACUAUCACUAUGCUGAUACACUAUAACGAUAUGAUAAUGAAAUCUUCUUACCCGGCAUGUCGGCCUGUGAGUCUGUGGUGGACAAGGUGUGCAAACGUCCUGCUAAUACAUUAAAUGUACCUUAAAUACAAAAAGUCGAGCAACACAAAGGAAAAAAAAUGCUGAAAUCUUAUAAAUAGAAGAGAGCAGCAAAAUGCAAAUGUGCCGCAAAUACAUAAACCUGCCGCAACACAUAAACGGCGCUGAUUCAAAGGGUAAAUGAGGGGAAAAAAGAACAGCUGCAAGUAAAGACAGAGAGAAACAGAAUGUCACUGGUCUAUAAACCGUUUUAUUUUUUUCUAUUUUUGCUGACCUCACAGUUACGUCUGAUAGCUGGAGGCAAAGAAAAAAAAGAAACUGUAGGAAAUCUUUGUAAACCAGCAUGGGAUUGGUAGGGAUUAGCCAUGAAAAUCCAGAUUUGAUUUUGACACCAAUUAAUUAACAUAUUGAAGCUCUUCGGGAAAUCUGUCUGCUUCCAGCAAAGCUCCGCCCACAGGAAUACGUCAGAGUGGGUGUGACAUUUAAAGGACCUGACCCACGUUGACCAGGUCCUUUAAAGAAGGCUGGAAGUGAGCGGCUGGGAAUGGGGACGGCCUACCGUCACCCCAGCGUUACUUUGGUCUUCUAACUGUGCUGAUGGAACCCAAAGCGUUUCUGUUUCUACUGUCCUUUAUCUUGAUAUAUUAAAAACAAAAAGAAGGUGCCACAGCCGCUAUGAGAGAAUUAACAGGACAGAUCAAAAAUCAGACAGGCCUGUUUCGCUUCUAUGCAGCUUUCCUUUGCAUCUGUUCUGUCGGUUUUUGUUUGCAGCUUUUGUAUGCAUUUCCAGCACAUUUGCACCCCUGGGCCACCAUUAGAUUCAGAAAUUAUAGUAAGGUUACGCCUCUCUUCUGUUACCACAACCUUCGACGUUAAGUCAAAACGGACCCAAAGUAGCUUAGAAAAGGCAAGCAAGUCAAAGGUUUACAAAACCAAACCUAAAAAUGCGUAACAACCUGGGAAAUCUUUCAAAAGACCCAGGUUCUCCGUCAUCGUGUCUCUAUCUCAGUGGAUGAAACACCUUCUUGCUGUUUGCUGCAAAUCGGUCCCAGACGCGGGCUGCUGUGAGGGGCCCCGGGUCUGCGGGGGCCGAUUGCCAAUCAUCACAGAUGUAGUCCUUUGCUUCUCAGCCAAAUAAAUAAGCUGAAAUGAAUGCCAGUCAUAAUGUGAAUGAAAUAUUAAUAAUAUUAAUGUCAAGAGAUGUUCUAUGUCAGGGAGUUCAAUUUUGCAGUUUAUAUGAUGUUCAUUGAAUUGAUAUCCUCGUUGUUGUCCUGUCUGAAAAACUGUAAAUGUCCCUCUUUUUUUUCUUUUCUUUUUUACCCCCUCCCCCCCUUUUUACACCAUUGUACAUGAAAACAGGAACCUAUUGGGAUGCCUUUUUGUCAAGCAUUCCAACAGUAGUGUUUCCUGUUUACUAUUUAUUUCUCCAUUUGCUGUUUGUUCGUCUGCUCUUUUUUUUUUUGAGGGGGUGGGGGGGGUUCUGUUGGUUUUUAUUGCUCUCCAGUUCUGUCAGUUUGUUUCCAGAGGUCCAGCAGUACCAGGCCUGUGGUUUUACACCGGUUCAGCCUAUUGAAAUCAGGGACUGUGGCUCUUUUGGUCCAAACUGAUAUCAUGUUGUGUAAACACUGGACCAGAGCCGUUCUGUAGAACUGCUUCGUUUCAGCUCUCGCCUUUGACCCCCCACCCCGACCCACCGUGAUGAACGGAGGAUUAUGCCACCACCUCCCCAACCCACCUGGAUCAUCAUCUCUACCUUUUGUCGGUGUUGUUUUUAAGUCCAGUCUUGAACAUCACACACAGUUUUGUAUGAAGAGCUAUUUUCUUCAAAAUAAAUCAGGGGACACAUCAAGGUGGAAAGUCCCUCUUUCAAAACUGAAAUAACAUCACAAUUUUUUUUUUUCUUAAAAAAAAUGGACAAAUACGCCCCCUCCCCCCCAUAUGUUUUUGAUACUAUUUGUUAAUUUCUUGUCUUUUUAUUUAAAAAAAAAAAUCAGAUUUCGAUGUUGUCAUUUGUCCUAUUUACUUUUUUAUUGUUUUCUAUUUUGUUCAACCCUUGAAAAAGUCAUUGCAUGCUUGCUAAAAGGGAAAAAAUGAUGGAAAAAUGUUUGAAAAAAAAAUUUGCUGAGGAUAUCCCAAACAUUUCUUUUAAGUUGCUUGUUACAGCAAUUGCUUGUGUUCAAAGGUACAUUUUCUAUGAAAAAGCAAAAACUAAAAAGAUCAUUCUAACACCUUGUGCAAUAAAGCUAUCUUUCAUA